This is a messenger RNA of Amphiprion ocellaris (clown anemonefish), 1756 nucleotides long. RefSeq names its product interleukin-1 family member A (gene il1fma). Gene Ontology annotation, biological process: neutrophil activation; immune response; inflammatory response. The record is from RefSeq and is a predicted model, not a curated record. Gene Ontology annotation, molecular function: cytokine activity. Lineage: Eukaryota; Metazoa; Chordata; Actinopteri; Pomacentridae. The coding region runs from base 99 to 1199 and encodes 366 amino acids. The transcript has 7 exons.
GCAAAGCAGAAGCACAAACUCACUGGAAGCUUUAAAAAGGCUGCUGCUUCCACCGGCUUCAGUCUCUGAAAUUAACAGCUGCGGACACAACGACAACGAUGGACCUGGAUUCUCAGGUCAACGGAGGCGUCCUGAUUCUGCACCAGAUCCACGAGGGAAAGCACCAGUAUGAAGUGGAAAAGGUGGUCAAGUCCAAAAAUGAGAACAGGAGUAAAAUGUUUGCCAGGAGAGGAGACAAACUGAUGCAGAUAAACGGCAUCGACCUGCAGGAUCUCACACCUGAAGAGUUGGCACAAAUGUUAGCGGAGGGAAACCCAAUGCUGACGGUGCACAAGGCAGGCAGAAUAAAGGAACAAACUGAGCAGCCACCCCCAGAUGAGGACACUUUGCGUCCCGUCUCCAAAGAGUCCACGAUGCUGAACUUUCGCUGGGAGAUGAGACGAGAGGAAGACCUGGAGAAUGAAGUGGAGAAGCACGAAGGGAAAGAAAAGGAGACAGGGGGUGCAGAAGAGGACGUCAGCCGAACUCAGAAUGAGGAAGACGAAGAGGAGGAGCAGAGAGAUCUGCUCAUCGUUACGAUGACCAAAACCAGCAUCUCUGUGGUGAGAGGAAGAGGCUGCGACAGCGGAGGUCCAUGUCAGGGAUGUGGCAGGAUGGGAUGCACCUUAAAUGAUGUAGUCGUGGUGUCUGAAACCAGCACAGUGACGCUCGUUCCAAGAGGAAGUGGCAGUUUCAGACAGGAAAAACUGUCAAAUGUUUUAAUCGAGCACGUCGAUAGUCACCGAUACCUCAGAGGUCAAUGUUCACAGAAGAGCCUCUACGUUUCACCAAAUCCAGAAAAGAUUACCAUCUACUACUAUAAGUCAAAUUUUAUGGAAAGGAAUUUCCGAGGAGUUCCAGUCGUCCUGAACCUCACCAGUUCCAACUGCUUCCUCAGGUGCUGCAAGGAUGGGGACAGAGUGUUCCUGCAAGUGGAGACGUGUGAACAGCAGAGGCUGAGGCAGAUCUCCAAGAGCGACGAGAGCACCCUCUCCUUCGUCUUCUACAUGAAGUCUGACAAGACCAAGCAGCGGAAGUUUGAGUCGGUGCUGCACCACGGCUGGUUCAUCCACAUAGUCACCGAGACAGAGUGCGUGGAAAUGGCAACCCUGGACGGACGCGUGGAAGAGCAUUCGUUCCUCUUCGUUAUUCAGAAGUGAUGGAGAGUGUCUUUGUUUUUCAGACGUAUUCCUAGUUCUCAGUCACGUUAGUUUAACAUUUGAAAAUCUUCUGUGAAUUUUAUUUGUGAUUUAAAUUUCAUAUGAAGAAUAAAUAAAUAAAAGCAGGAGAGGAGCUCGUUUGUUUGAGCCAUCUGGUCCGGUGACAGAAAACCAGUGAAAUUCUGCUAUUGCAGAAAUGCGUAAAUAUGUAUCAUACAACCAUGUAUUCAGUUCUGUUGUUUAAAAUGGUUUGUUUUUUUACAACCAAUAUUAUAUAAGAAUUUGAAAUGAAAAUGUAAUGUAAUUUUCAUUAAAAAAACAUAGUCAAAGAUUAAGUGUAAAAACCAAAGCAAUGUAAUAAUACACAUUUUAAUGUACAUUAUCAUAAGACAUUGCGAGAUAAAUUACAUAAACAGUCCAAAGAAUCCAAUGUAUUACCACAAGCAAGUGAGUUAGAUACUAAAACAUGUACACUUUAUAUAAUUGAUGACUAGAAAUCACACUUUAAACCUUGGAUCAUAUUGAAUGUUAACAUAUAAAGAUGUUCUACGCUUCUA